AUGACACAAGCAAUUCGUCUUCUAUCGCGCGGUCCCUUUUCUCCUGAACCAUACAUGGCGCCUGCUAGUCGGCAGCAUUGGAGUCUACAGAACGUCUGCGUUGAUCCGUUUUCAGAAGUGGCUACCGCAUAUACUACCACAGGCGAAGAUUCUCAUCUCGCGCCUUCGGCUUACGCUUGUAAUUCGUAUUCGUGGAUUCACAUCUUUCCCGAGGGCAAAGUGCAUCAGGCACCUAACAAGACAAUGCGAUAUUUUAAAUGGGGUGUCUCGCGGUUGAUUCUGGAGGCAUCUGAGUGUCCAGACGUUGUCCCAAUGUGGAUUGAAGGUACUGACCAAGUCAUGCACGAGGAUCGAACGUUCCCACGAUUCCUGCCCCGCGUCAACAAAAAUAUAAGCGUAACGUUUGGCGAUCCAGUUGACCUGGAGGAGCGGUUUGGCGAUUUAAGAAGGCGAUGGCAGCACAUAAGGGCGAAGGCCGAAGGUGGCAAAGAUGUUCUUCCCCUUGGAGUUUUGAACGACGAACUCAAGUAUAGCAAGGAUGCUAUUGAGUUGCGCAUCGAGUGUGCAAAGAGGAUUCGAGAGCUGGUCCUCGCGGUUCGAAAAUCAAGAGGGUUGCCCGAUGAAGACCCAAAGGAGAGCAGAGUCGAAACUUGGCUGCGUGAAGGGCCAAAAACCGAGGGGAAAAUGGAUGACGGAUCAUGGAUUCGAGAUGCUUAA
This is a messenger RNA of Histoplasma mississippiense, 717 nucleotides long. RefSeq lists its product as hypothetical. The record is from RefSeq and is a predicted model, not a curated record. The transcript has a single exon. NCBI's taxonomy places the organism in Eukaryota, Fungi, Ascomycota, Eurotiomycetes, Onygenales, Ajellomycetaceae. The coding region runs from base 1 to 717 and encodes 238 amino acids. Gene Ontology annotation, molecular function: 1-acylglycerophosphocholine O-acyltransferase activity. Gene Ontology annotation, biological process: cardiolipin acyl-chain remodeling; inner mitochondrial membrane organization. Gene Ontology annotation, cellular component: mitochondrial membrane.